AUGAGUGACGAUGCGGGUAACUUACCCGUUGAACAAACAUCCCCAUCUCCUCCUUCUCCUCAACUUCCACCAUCAAGUUCAACUCCAACCAAUUCCGAAAUCAAAAUCUUUUAUUAUAUCGAUGACCAAGAUCCUCCUUAUUUAACAAAAUUAAAUUUAUCUAGUUCACCACGUUUAAAAGAUUUUAAAAAUGCUCUUGAUCGUAAUUGUACAAAAUAUAAAUUUUUCUUUGCAACAAAUGAUCCUUCGAUUGGAAAAGUUAAAGAAGAAAUAACUAAUGACGAACAAAUUUUACCGUUUGAUACAACAGAUCGUAUUCUCGCUUAUCUUGUCUCAAUUGAAGGUAGUACAACAUCUAGUGGUGGCGGAGGAGGAGGCAGUAAACAAUCUAAACAUCAUCAUCAUUAUGAUCGGGAUGAUACAAUAGCAACAUCAACAACAAGUAGUUCAUUUGCUAUUCAACAGCCGCGUUUACAACGUACAAGUCGACGUUAUGCAUCAGGAAAUAGUGCUGAUCACGAAAAAUAUUUUAAACCACAAUCACAACAACAACGAGUAAUUAAUGAUGACAUAGCAUCAUUUCCCAGUAGCGAUUUAGAAUCAACAACAUUUUUAGAUGAAACUGAAGAUGAUAGAUAUUCAACAGUUACGGAUUCAACAGCAGUUUCAUCAAGAUAUCAUGGUCGUAAUCGUCCUCGUCGACCAAAAAAACAUCGAUUACCACCAGGAUUUGAUCGAACUUCAUCGUUCAGUAGUCUUAAUUCAGAAUCAACAAUGACAUUAAAUAUCAUAACUGUAACACUUAAUUUAGAUGCAGUUAAUUUUUUGGGUAUUAGUAUUGUUGGUCAAAGUGAUAGAACAGGUGGAAGUGAUGGAGGAAUUUAUAUUGGAUCAAUAAUGAAAGGCGGAGCUGUAGCACAAGAUGGUCGUAUUGAACCUGGAGAUAUGAUUCUUCAAGUGAAUGAUAUAAGUUUUGAAGGAUUAUCUAAUGAUGAUGCAGUUAAAAUUCUUCGCGAAACUGUACAAAAACCUGGUCCUAUAAAACUAGUUGUUGCUAAAUGUUGGGAUCCAACACCACGCGGUUAUUUUACAUUACCUCGUCAUGAACAAGCACGUCCUGUAGAUCCAUUAUCAUGGCUUGCACAUACACAAGCUGUACAAAAUACAUAUAAUAAUCCUCAACAUCAUUUAUUACUUCAUCAUCCACCAAAUCAUAGACAAUCAUUAAUUAAUUCUACAGCAAAUGUUAAUUCAACUAUAUCGACUACCAGUAAUACAAUGACUGAUCAUGAGCGUUUUGGUCUUGAUCUUAAUUUAACUGUUAAUUCGGAUAUGGAUACAAUUGUACGAGCCAUGGCUGAACCUGAUUCUGGUCUUGAUAUACGUGAUCGUAUUUGGCUUAAAAUACCUAUUCCGAAAUCUUUUCUUGGAUCUGAUUUGGUUAAUUGGUUGUUCGAAUAUGUCGAUGGAUUUGUUAAUCGAAAUGAUGCAAGAAAAUAUGCAUCAUCAAUGCUUAAAGCUGGUUAUAUUCGACAUACAGUUCAUAAAUUAACAUUUUCUGAACAGUGUUAUUAUAUUUUCGGAGAUUUUUAUGCACAAGGUAUAUCUCAAUUGACACUCGAUGAAGAAGCUGAAGAUUAUGAAACUGUCUCAGAUCAAACAAGUGCUGAACAUCGUAGUGGUGAUUCAUCAUUAACAACACUACGACAAAAUACUGUAACAACAUUUGGUUUUGUUGAUAAAAACAAUGCUCCACUUCAAUCACCUUCUCAUUCAUUAUUUUCUGAUACACAUAAUUCAGUUAUGUUAAUGAAAACAUCUCCUUGUCGACAUCUUUCAUGCAUGGAUCCGGCGAUAAUAUGCAGCAAUAAUCAUGACAAUGAUAUAACGACAUCUUCAUCACCUGUUGAAAUGUUUAGUACACCGAAAUCUUUACAACGUCGAACAGGUCCUUUUGGUGUUAAACGUUUGGAAUAUUUAAAACAAUUAUUAAAUGAAUAUGAACAUAUAUCAACAAAUAAUGAAAAUAAACUUCAAUUACUUGCAAAUUUUGCUAAUUUUUCAUAUGAUCCAAUAAAUUAUAUUUAUCUUCGACAAUUAAAUAUAAUUGAUUUAUUUCUUGAUUGUUUACAAAUGCAUACAGAUGAUGAUUUCGUUCAUUAUGCAUUAGCUGGUUUAUGUAAUAUGAGUGCAGAUAAAAUAAAUAAUCAAUUAAUUCUAGAAAAAAAUCCAACAAUUUUAAUAUGUUUAAUAAAAUAUUUGUUUUCAAAUCGAUUUGAUAUUGUUAUUAAUUCAAUGUUAACAUUAAUGUCCCUAUGUGAUUAUAAUGAACAAAUAAAAAAUGAAUUAAUACAAAGAAUUGAAAUACGUCAAUGUUUAGAAAAAUAUUCACAAUCAAAAGAUAUUAGAUUAUCAAAUAUGGCGAAGUUAUUUUUACAAGAUUAUUUUUCUUAA
Molecule: messenger RNA, 2454 nt
Organism: Adineta steineri
Lineage: Eukaryota; Metazoa; Rotifera; Eurotatoria; Adinetida; Adinetidae
Source: the annotation of a GenBank genome assembly